Messenger RNA from Diorhabda carinulata, 2162 nucleotides. RefSeq names its product HUWE1-associated protein modifying stress responses. The record is from RefSeq and is a predicted model, not a curated record. The coding region runs from base 356 to 1015 and encodes 219 amino acids. The transcript is spliced from 3 exons. NCBI's taxonomy places the organism in Eukaryota, Metazoa, Arthropoda, Insecta, Coleoptera, Chrysomelidae.
AGUUUUAUGCGGCAUUGCCAAGACUGAGAUAGAAUAAUUGUAAAACUAACCUUGUUUUUAUAAUACACAUACUUGAUUCAAUUAUCAAAAUUCCAAUGUACUUAUAUAGAAUACUUCAUUUCAUAUGUUUCAAAUUGACACAAUUUUUUAUUAUAUAUAAAUUUCCACUACUGCCAAUCCGCAAUGUCCAUUUCUGUAUUGAUUCUAUUUUAUCGGGAAGUUUGGCAACGUAUUAAAACGUACCACAAAGCAAAAGAAAAUGUCGGACACGUUUGUCCACAGCUGAAAAUUGUCGCGUAGUAACUCUUAUAUUUCGUAUUGGAGUCGUAUUUUAAAGGUGAUAAUUAUAGAAAAAAUGAACGGUGAAAGUGGCGAAGAUAAUUGGUUAACCAGUUGGGAACAACAGUGUGCGGAUUCACUGGAAGAACAACCAAAUUUCGAACAAAAUCUAAUAUCCGAAACCAAUAAUUUUCAAACAAAAAUAUGGUCUUCCUUUCAAGAUUCCGCGGCAGCCGUGGCCCAACUUUAUCGAGAUAGGUAUUCGGGCGAACCAGCAGCUAUAUGGUUACAAUUUCAAACAGCAGCCGGCACUGUUACAUCCUUAUAUAGAGAUUCUAGCGAAAGUCUAAGAAGAACGGGAGAAUUAGCUAAACAGAGCGGUUACCAGAAGAGGAAUAUCGAAAUAUUCAAUUGGGCCAAAAGGAAAAAGCGUUUAAUACGUAGGGAAGAUCUGUUAGCAUAUUUAGCUGGAAAACAUCCUCCGCCACCUAGUCGCCAACAUCAUCACCAUUCUCAUCACAGGUUAUCGCCGAGGCCACGAAACUUAUCACCACCUCCGAACGUUGCAAAUCAAGAUAUUGUAGAUCCGAAUUUACGCACCUUUAGGGAAGCCUUAGUCACUUCCCCGUUGUGUGCCUUUAUUACUGGAGAAAUGGCGCGCCAUACCAAGAGACCGGCGAGUCCUUCGGAUGUCACCAUGGGUAGUCCCACUCAAAAACGAGCUCGAUUUAUGUGAAAGUUAACGUUGGAUUAUAUUGAUAUUGUAAGGGGGACGUGCUCGUUGUCUUGCUCUUAUGAGGUAUUUAACAUUUUCAAAAUUAAAUUUUAUUAUUUUUCUCUCAAGUCUUAAAGAUCAUCUUAAUUCUGAUAUUUACUUUCAAUAUUUUUUAAAUUAACAUGUUCCAUUUCACAACAUGGUAAAGUGUAGAGAUGCUCGACUUUGCAAUAUUGUGAUUUAAUCACUGUUAGUCAAGUUUGAUUUAAAAAUACUGUUAUUCAGUCACCAUUUCACGUCAUAGUCAUUUGGUAUUUGUUAGUGAUGGUGGGCGUUACAAUACUGUGAUUUAAUCACUCUUUAUGAUGGUCGACUUUAUAACACUGUGAUUUAAUCACUGUUAGUCUCGAUCGACAUCGGAAUACUGUUAUUCGGUCACUAUUUCACGAUAUUGUAAUUUCUUAGUGAUGGUGGGCGUUACAAUAUUGUGACGUAACACUGUGAUUUAAUCACUGCCAGCGACGGUCGAUUUUGCGAUUAAAGUUUUAGUCGAUUUCACGAUUUUAAAAUUGUUAGUGAUGGGUGACUUUGUAAUACUGUGAUUUAAUCACUGAUUUCGUCAUUUGGUCUUUAUUGGUGAUACUGGAGGUUACAAUACUGUGAUGUCGUCGUUGUAAUAUCAUGAUUAUCAAACAUCGAUCUUUUUUUAUAUUUAAUUCUCAAUCUGGCAUCACUGUGAUAUUCUGUUACUUGGUAUUAGCAGAACAUUACGUUACGUUCCUAAAAUAUCGACCCAUCUCUAAUUAUCAUAACCUCAAUACUUGUAUAUAAAAUCUGACAACUAGCACGUGUAAUUUGUACAUACUGUAAUUGUUUUUGAAUAAUUUAAAACAAAGAUUAAUAUUUGGUAUAAGAUUAUUAAAAAAAAAUUGUACAUAAUCUUUCGUUUAAUUUUACAUACACAUAAUGGUUGAGGUUGAACAAAGUUCGAGGGUAUGGAUGUUAUUUUGUUAUUACGCAUUAGCAUCCCUUCAUCAUCUCGCGACAUUGGGUAUUCUAAUUAUCAAAAUACUAGAAAUGAUUCAUUUGGAAUAAAAAAAAAAACUGAAAAAGCCUGAAAUUCUUGAAAAAAAGUGGCCAAAUAUGAAAAUCUGGAAACAUUUGAUGA